UGGAACACUUGUUCACGUUAACUUCUCUAUCCUUGACUAUGAUCUAUUUUUUUCGACUUGCUAGUGACGAGUGACCUAGUGAUGUUUGUUCACUUAGUAUGGUAGAAUGGAAAUGAUUUUCUUCUUUUUCCUAAAACGUUUAUUUGCCCUGAAAUUUUGACCUGAGACAAAGACAGGCAGAUAAAAUCAUUUUUUUAUGUAAUGUUGGUGGUACUUCAGUUCUUGACAAAUCGUAAAUCGAGUUUCGGAGAUGUCAAUUUUGUUAUAACCUGUAUUAUAUAUAUAUUGAAAUAUUAUUUAUAUUUUAUAAAUUUUAAACGUAUUGUUUAGUUUUAUACGUUAAGGAUGGCGGAAACUUUACCUUCUGCCAUAGAGCAAGAGUUACUAGGAAUAAAAAAUUUACUGUGGGGUAAUGAAAUCAAACCUGAUAUUUUUAAAAGAUGGUCCCAAGGGUUCUACUUUAGUUCAAAUGAGAAGAGUGCUCUGGAACAAGCAGAAGGUGGUCCCUGUGCUAUACUGGCCCCAGUUGAGGCAUUUAUCAUCAAAAACCUGCUCCUAGAGUUCAAAGAUUUGUCUUUUAGAGACAAGAUAAAUGAAGAUAUUCAAAACCGAUCUCUAGUGAAUGCCCUCUGUGAGAUACUAGGACAGUGCAACACAAAAAAGUAUUACAUAGUUUAUUUAGAUAGUGACCUUAGUGAACCUGUUAGCAAGACUGAUUUGAAUGGUGAUAACACAUCUACCGCAACCCCUCUUGUGAUAGAUCCAUGUCGGUUUCACAAUGAGAUCAAAGUACACAACUUCCAGUGUUUAGAAGCUGUUAAUAAGUAUUAUACUGAGAACAUCGCCAAGCUCAAGGCACCAUAUGGUGUCUUGUUAUUCUUAUAUUCUGUGAUAGCAUGUAAGGGCUUAGAUCAAAUUAAUUUAGAGUCUGAUACUCAAGAUCCAUUUAUAGAUGAAACAUAUGGAUAUGGCAGUCAAAAUAUGAUAAAUCUGAUGAUUACAGGAAGGGCAACUACUUAUGUUUGGGAUCAUGACCAAGAUGUUGGGGGAUUGAAGUUAAAAGGUAUUGAGAAACAAAGUGAGAUUGGCUUCAUAACAAUUAUGGAAUAUCACAGGUAUUGUACAGUUGGAUCUUUUUACAAAAAUCCUAUCCAUCCUGUAUGGGUGCUUGCAUCAGACACACAUUUGACAGUUCUGUUUAGCGAAGAGAGGCGGCUGGUUAGUCCAGAAACAAAAUGUGAACAGGCGAAACGAGUGUUCAAAAGAUUCGACCCGUAUGGAAACAAUUUUAUCAGUGCUGACAAGCUACAGGAUGUUCUAAACGCUUUGGAUCUCGUCAGCGAACCCGAGUAUGUUAACAUCAUGAAGAAAAAGUUGGACAACGAGAAUCUCGGUAUUAUACUUAUGAACGCAUUUCUUGACGAAUUUUUCCCAAGAGAGGAAUCAUCUACACCUGACAUGUUUACUCUGAUACACUACAAUGGUUUGCCGCAGAGCAACAUGAAUGGACAAGUCCAAUUUCACAUAGGAUCAGCGAUACUUCUGGAAUCGGACAUAAAAUCUGUGUGUGAAUCAAAUUCGAUGCUGACUAUUUUGCAGACGAAAUGGCCAAAUAUAGAAGUCACAUGGGGUGAUAAUAUAAUUCCUUCUGUAAAUUGAAGCUUUCACAAGAUUUUCUCUGCAUUUAUUUCGUACUACAAACUACAUAUUUUUUAUGUAUUAUUCUUGUGUAGAUCCUCCACUUGGAACCUUGAAGCAUUGAUACACUUUACUCUAUCUGUAGUCUCAGCAUGUGAAGCUUUUUUGUAAUUUAAUUCAAAUAACACAAUUUGCUCAGUGGAAGGAUAGCGAUUUGGUUGUUUUUUGUUUGUUUGAAGUCAUACAUUGAACUUUGAUAAAUUUUUGUAAGUACAAAUAUAACAAGAUUUGAAUUAUAUGAAACAAUAGUUGAAUGUAAAUUUUGUUAUAACUGCUUGUAAUCUAAGGAUAUGUAAUUAACCUUUUGUUUUAUUAAACUUUUCUUUUUUAAUUAAGUUUCGCCAUGUUACAUUUCCUGGGAACAAACAAGUUAGAGCAAGUCAUUUUCUGCUAUGAGGAAUUUUAUUGAUGUUGAUGGAGGUUCAAGAAAGUACUAGGCACAAAACAUGUGGAAUUUGACCGCCAGUGAAUUUUGAUAAAAAUUGUAAUACUAAUAGUUCAUGUUGUGGUGAUCAGAUGUUCCAAUGGGCCCAAGGCCCAGAAAUGCUUUCUGUUGGAGAUACACAGUGUUGAAGUUUGGUGCCUUAGCCCCUGCUAUAAGGUUGACUACACCGAAUAACGAAAACUUACUCGUCUCUAUUGUAGGUUUAAUGACAUAAUAAAAAUUACACCAACACAUAC
This is a messenger RNA of Acanthoscelides obtectus, 2379 nucleotides long. Lineage: Eukaryota; Metazoa; Arthropoda; Insecta; Coleoptera; Chrysomelidae. The record is from the annotation of a GenBank genome assembly.